CGGAAGUGGCCCGGCACUUCCGGUACGGGGAAACUCCUUGCUGCCGCUCGGGGCUGGCUUGACAGGCGCGGUGUCUGCAAGUAGCUCGGUGUCUCCUUGCGUCUUCCUCACGUCCACGCUCCGAGCUUCGUUUGCCGCAGCUGUCCCGCCACUCCUGUCUCCGCAGGCGCCCCUUCCCCAUGUGCCGGGGCAGGAGUCCUGAAAGCGAAGACCCGCUCGCCGGUACCCCAUCAUGUCCGAACUGACUAAAGAGCUGAUGGAGCUGGUGUGGGGCACCAAGAGCAGCCCCGGCCUCUCCGACACCAUCUUCUGCCGCUGGACGCAAGGGUUUGUGUUUAGUGAAUCAGAGGGAUCUGCAUUAGAACAGUUUGAAGGUGGCCCCUGUGCUGUUAUUGCACCUGUUCAGGCAUUUCUUUUGAAGAAGCUCCUGUUUUCUUCAGAGAAGUCUUCUUGGAGGGAUUGCCCAGAGGAAGAGCGGAAAGAACUCCUUUGUCAUACCUUAUGUGAUAUUUUAGAAAGUGCUUGUUGUGACAACUCUGGAUCUUACUGCCUGGUUUCCUGGUUAAGAGGAAAGACAACCGAGGAAACGGCUAGUAUUUCUGGGAGUCCUGCAGAGUCUAGUUGCCAAGUGGAACAUUCUUCUGCCUUGGCUGUCGAAGAGCUUGGCUUUGAGCGAUUUCAUGCAUUAAUUCAAAAAAGAUCAUUCAGAAGUUUAUCAGAAUUAAAAGAUGCUGUCUUGGACCAGUAUUCAAUGUGGGGAAACAAAUUUGGAGUGUUGCUUUUUCUGUAUUCUGUGUUACUGACAAAGGGCAUUGAAAACAUAAAAAAUGAAAUUGAAGAUUCAAAUGAACCUUUGAUAGAUCCUGUAUAUGGACAUGGCAGCCAAAGUUUAAUUAACCUCCUACUGACGGGACAUGCUGUUUCUAAUGUGUGGGAUGGUGAUAGAGAAUGCUCAGGAAUGAAACUUCUUGGUAUACAUGAACAAGCAUCUGUAGGAUUCUUAACAUUAAUGGAAGCUUUAAGAUACUGUAAGGUUGGUUCUUACUUGAAAUCUCCAAAAUUCCCUAUUUGGAUUGUUGGCAGUGAAACUCACCUCACCGUAUUUUUUGCCAAGGAUAUGGCUUUAGUUGCUCCUGAGGCUCCUUCAGAACAAGCCAGGAGAGUUUUUCAAACCUAUGAUCCAGAAGAUAAUGGAUUCAUACCUGAUUCACUUCUAGAAGAUGUGAUGAAAGCAUUGGACCUUGUUUCAGAUCCUGAAUAUAUAAAUCUCAUGAAGAAUAAAUUAGAUCCAGAAGGAUUAGGAAUCAUAUUAUUGGGUCCAUUCCUUCAAGAAUUUUUUCCCGAUCAGGGCUCCAGUGGUCCAGAGUCAUUUACUGUCUAUCACUACAAUGGAUUGAAGCAGUCAAAUUAUAAUGAGAAGGUAAUGUAUGUUGAAGGGACAGCCGUUGUUAUGGGUUUUGAAGAUCCCAUGCUACAAACAGAUGACACUCCUAUUAAACGUUGUCUCCAAACCAAAUGGCCAUACAUUGAAUUACUGUGGACCACAGAUCGCUCUCCUUCACUAAACUAAUUUGCCUAAGUAUUUAUAAGGAAGAUUGUAAUAGCAGAUGUUGAAAGAGGGAUGCAAGACUGGCAGUUGGCUACAUUAAGCUAUACACUGGUAUCACUAAUUGUAAAUAACAAAACUUUUUCAGUGUUUAAGAUAUGUUUAAAUUAUUUGUUUUAAAGCUUUAUGUUAAAGGUUACCCUAUUUUAACUCUAUGUGAAAUUUACUAGCAAAAUUAAGCUUUAAUCCGACUUCAUCACUUUUACAGAUAAUUGGUCAUUUAUCAAAUUAUAAACAUCCUAAUACUCUACAGCAUUUGUAUACUGAGUAUCAAAGUUACUAUUUAUAAACUUAUACAUUGGGUUUUUAUUUCAAUCAGACAUUUUAUGGUUUCAGUGAUUCUGGCUUGCAGUCUAUCAGCUUCCACGCUGAAAUGUACAAAAGUUAAAUCUUUGUUAUUUCUUCUCUAAAAUCUGGUUUCCAUUAGGAAUACUGAUAAAUUAUCAACCUGGAUUCUUUGCCAAUUGGCUUAGCUCUGGCAUGUUUAUAAAAAGUAGAAACUAUAAGGGAACAUUACCAUUUAUUCACUGAUAUAGAGGAUGUAUUUCAAAAAAUGAUAGGUAAGAGAAUCUAUUUGAUAGUCUUAACACUGUUAACUUUUACUGUAUUGCCAAAUACACUUUUCCAAAUUUAUCCCAGCAGCCCUGUAAGCCAGCUUUCUUGUAUAUUUAUGUGAUAAGUGCAUGAGAACAUCUGUUAUUACAUUAGUAUAUUGCAUUAUUUAUUAUGAUCCUGGUGGAUGGUCUAAAUAAACACUUUUUUUCUUUAA
Molecule: messenger RNA, 2375 nt
Organism: Canis lupus familiaris (dog)
Lineage: Eukaryota; Metazoa; Chordata; Mammalia; Carnivora; Canidae
Gene: MINDY3
Product: MINDY lysine 48 deubiquitinase 3
Exons: 15
Coding region: 233-1570 (445 amino acids)
Biological process (GO): protein K48-linked deubiquitination
Molecular function (GO): K48-linked deubiquitinase activity; cysteine-type deubiquitinase activity
Source: RefSeq, a predicted model, not a curated record